AUGGUCGAGUCGGCCCGCUACGAGGCAUGGAAGAGCCUCGGAGAAAAGUGCAUUCAUAGUGCAAAGUUCGACUGCGCGGAACGACAGGUACUCCGGCAGUCUCUUCCUGAUAAUAUCCGGAAACUCUCCAAAAGGCUUCACACGCAUCUGCAUCGCAUCUACGAUUCUGAGAACUACAAGACUCCCAUCAUCUGGCUCUCCGAUGAUUCGAGCUCAAGAACAUCCGCCGCAGCGCAUAUGCUUGCACAGGAGCUCCACGAUAAUAGCGCGCUCGCCGCAACUUUCUUUUUCUCCAGAAAAGAACCUCUCCGUAACACCGCCGAUCAUGUCAUCCCCACAAUCUCUUAUCAACUUGGCCUCCUUCAUCAUCGCGCGAAGGACGUUAUUACCAAGGCAAUCAUCGAUAAUCCCCAGCUCCUCAAGCGCGAUGAAUCUCGGAACGUGCAGUUCACCCACCUUGUUCUCAGGCCGCUUCAAGUCCUGAAGAAUAUCUGGAAGGAGUCGGGCAACGCCAUGUUUAUGGUCUUUGGUGCAAUUGAUGAAUGUGACCCCGGCGAGUACGAUUCUCAUGUCAGACAGCUUCUUGACGAUCUUGUCGGUGCCCUUCAGCAGAGUAGCACCGCCGACUUUCAAAUCAUAUUUACCAGCCGCCGCGAACUGUACAUCCAGAAGAUCAUGGCCGAAUAUCCCCUCGUUCUGCCGCUGAAGCUAGAAGUUUUCGAUGUCGAGAAUACGGGCAAGCACUAA
This is a messenger RNA of Coniophora puteana RWD-64-598 SS2, 747 nucleotides long. RefSeq lists its product as uncharacterized. The record is from RefSeq and is a predicted model, not a curated record. Bases 1 to 747 code for a protein of 248 amino acids. The transcript has a single exon. Lineage: Eukaryota; Fungi; Basidiomycota; Agaricomycetes; Boletales; Coniophoraceae.